Messenger RNA from Cyprinodon tularosa, 3723 nucleotides. RefSeq names its product phosphoinositide-3-kinase, regulatory subunit 5 (gene pik3r5). The record is from RefSeq and is a predicted model, not a curated record. NCBI's taxonomy places the organism in Eukaryota, Metazoa, Chordata, Actinopteri, Cyprinodontiformes, Cyprinodontidae. Gene Ontology annotation, cellular component: phosphatidylinositol 3-kinase complex, class IB. Gene Ontology annotation, molecular function: 1-phosphatidylinositol-3-kinase regulator activity. The transcript has 18 exons. The coding region runs from base 243 to 2876 and encodes 877 amino acids. Gene Ontology annotation, biological process: positive regulation of MAP kinase activity; G protein-coupled receptor signaling pathway.
CCACUUCCUGUUUGCUCUCAGCAGUCAGAGCAGCGGCUCGUUCCUCUCUGCUGUGACCCCAAACUGCUCGGAUCGGUUCGGUUCGGAUCGGCCCAGGAUGCGGCCCUUCUAGGUGGAUCAGUGAUGCUUUGGGUGAUGAAUCAAUGGCAGAGAGCCUCCAAGCCGCGGACUCUUUGGACUCUUCAGACACGCGCACAGGUGAUGGAGGCUGAAGAGUGAAGCGCAGAGCCUGAAGGGUGAAGAUGCAGCACACCACAUGCACAGAGGACCGGAUCCAGCAUGCCCUGGACCGAUGCCUGGAUGGGCUGAGAACGAGUCCCACUGCCGCGCAUCACUGGAACGUGCUGAUGUGCUCAGCGGGUCAGUCGAUGAACCGCUGGAGCCUGGAGGAGCUGGUGAAGAGAGAUCCUGAGAACUUCCUCAUUCUCCUGCAGCAGAUCAUCAGGAAAACCAGAGAGGCCCAGGAGCAGUGUCAGUAUGAGCUGGUGCCCCCCCUCGCCAUCAUGUUCACCUCCACUCUUCUGCAGACUCCGUACUGCCCCCCCCACUCUGAGCUCCUAGAGGAAGCCCUGGAGGUGUUUUACAGCUUCCUCACUUGGCCCGAGCCGUACUGCAGUGUGUGCAGGGAGCUCCUCUCCAUGCUGCAGCUGGAGAUCAAGGCACCUGGAAUUUCCUUUCAGAGGCUGGUUAGAGAAGAGCAGGGUCUGAACACCCCCGACCAAACUUCAAAGACCAUGACUGUGCUGUUAAUGAACCCAGAUGAGGUCCCUGCUGACUUCCUCAGCGUGGCCGAACAGCUCAGCCGCAUCCAGCACUCGCAGAAAGACACCUACAUCACCCUGAUUAAACACGCCUUCCAGUCCACGCUGGGAACCCAGUAUCCCCUGCAGAGCAUCCACAAGGCCCUGGAGCCAAAGACCGUUCAUGAGCUGAAGGAGAUUUUUUCCUCGCUGAGCGACAUCUUGGAGAUGGCCGCCAUUAUGAUCGACCCAGAACAAGCUCGCUGUCAUGUGGUCCAGGAACUGGAGAGUUUGAGGAAGGCGCUGAAGAUCCCUUCUUCUAAUGGGAGAAGGUCUGAUGGAAUCCUUCAGACGCUACCUUUGCCGACAGCCAAAACCUACACGUUCCACUGGGAGAAGGAUAACUUUGAUGUUCUGCACACGCUUCUGGAGCGUGAUGUGGACGAGUUUGGCACCAGCGAGCAGCAGGAGGCGGUGGAGGAGGAGAAGGAGGCCGGAUUUUAUUCCCAGCAGGAUUUGACAGAAUACGACGAGGAGAGCGGAGCGGUGGAUUCGGCACUAAUUGUGGCCAACAGCUGCAACAGCAGCCACCGUGUCUCCACCUUUUCCACCAUCUCCUCCCUGUCCACCACCUCCAAAGACUCCAUGUACUCCACCUUGUCUGUGGCGUCCGAGUCCUACCCCCCCUCCAUCUAUUCCGGGGUGGACAGCGACUACUUCGAAGACUCCGACGACUACAUCAGCUCCUCUCCUGUGGCGGAGAAAUGCUCCCCCAAGUCCAGUAAGGUUUCCACCCGCCUCAGCCAGCACUUCCACCGGCUCUUUAUCAAACCCAAGAACCCCAGGAUGCUGUCCAGGGCGAAGAGCCUGGGAAACUCUGAAUCCAAAGACAUCCUGGUGGUGCGGGAGACGCGCUCCAACUCUCUGCCGCAGCAGGUCCGGCUGUUUAGCUCCGACUCUCUGCCCAGGCCUCAGAUCCAGGCUCUACGACACGUCUGCUUCCGGAGGAGGCCCAUUCUGAGCAGCGAUGAGGACAAUAAGAACACCACGCUAAGAGUGGUGGUGUUUGGUGCCGAUCACGUCGCCGGGAAGGUGGCCCGAGCCUACAGCAGCCUGAGGAAGAACGAGAGCGCGUGUCCGCGACUCACCAGAGCCUUUAACCUGCAGUUCUACUUUGUGCCGGUCAAGAGGGAUCCGGGAUCAGGACAUCGAAGGUCCUCCACCCCUUUGGUCCAAACCGGAUCUCCAAAAGGAUCCGGCCUGCUCCUGGAGCAGGACCGCUCAGGUGACAGCACUAACGACAUCGCACAUCUCCUGGGCAUGUUGGACCCCUGGUACGAAAGAAACACCCUCAGCCUCCUGAAGCUGCCCACCAACGUUGUCUGCCAGCAAACCUCAAAAACCGAGUCGGCGUCCUACGAUAGCUCGUAUGAGCAGCGCCUGCCCAUCCUGGCCGACCUGGUGCUGUACUACUGCCGCUACGCAGCGCGUCCGGCUCUGAUCCAGCUCUACCAGGCCGAGCUGAUGCUGGCGUGUGGAGAGAGGAGGACGGAGGUGUUCGUUCACUCCUUGGAACUGGGUCACACGGCGGGAACGCGAGCCAUCAAGGCCAUGGGUGCCGCCAGUAAACGGUUCGGAAUUGACGGCGACCGAGAGGCCGUGCCCCUCACCCUGGACGUGGUCUACAACAGGGUGGUGGUCAGUGGAAGAAGUCAGUGGAGAAGAGAAACCAAGGUCUGCACUUCCGUAAACUUGAUCAAAGCGUGCAAGAACCCAGAGGAACUCGAUUCAAAGAUGGAGUGUCUGCAGCUCACCAUGACCGAGGUGCUGAAGAGACAGAACGGCAAAAGCAAGAAGGGCUACAACCAGCAGCUCAGCGUGACAGAAGUGAAGGUCGACAAGGUGCAGGUCAGCGGAGUUGGAAACACAACGUUUGCCGUUUGUUUGGACCAGGAUGAGAAAAAAAUACUCCAAAGCGUCACCAGGUGUGAAAUAUCCGUGUGCUACAAACCUGACAGCUCCACCGACUGGAGGCUGAGAAAAUCCCAGGCCUCGGCUCAGAUCCAGCCUCUCAACCCCACCUUCUGCUCCCUGCUCUGCCUGCCCAUUGUGACCUUCAGCGGGGCUUUACCCUGAAAGCUCCCCCUUCUGCAUCCAUCAGAAUAAGAGAAUCCUCUCUUAUUCGUCGUAAACUUUGCACACGGCUCAGAAGGAAAAACAUGCAGGGAACUCUCGAUCCAACAUGUCCGACCUCGCACCCCAGGCUCAGCCGUCCUUGAAUCAGAUCAGAAUAUCUCGCCUUAUCUGUGCAAUGCAGUCCUUCUGUUAUGAAGAGAACUUUUCAAGUUUCACAGUCAAGGUUUCACUUCCUUAUUUGUUGUUUUUCGACAGAACUGACUUUAACCGCGGUGACGUAGCAGUGUAUGAUGGUUGAUCAGGGUAAAUAUUCUUUCUCAGGUGAAACCAGCAUUACCUUCACCUGUUUGGUGAAAUAAGUCCAACACACUGGAACUGUUUUUAUCUUGAUCAGCCUACUUGACAAUCGAUUCUUAACUAUAUGCAGAUUGUUUGACAGAAUCUGAGAAAGCACACUAUAGAUGUACAUUUUAUGCUCUUAAGAUAUUAUUUCAUGUACUAUAACUUUUACUAGAUGCUGUCAUGUGUUUGUUUUUUAAUGUAAUCUGAUAAUAUUUCUCCCAAGGAGUUACUAUUGUCACAGUUUUAACUGCAGCUAUAAAUAUGACCACCAGGGGUCACUAUUGACUUUCCAUUAAACUUCCACUCUAUGUUUAAAAUCAUUUGAACUUGAAAUUCUGACAGUACUGUAAUAAAUCAUGGAAAAUAAAAAUCUCAGUCCGACUCCAUAAACGAUAAAGUCAACGGAUGGAUAUUAUGAUGAUUUCAAAUGGACAUUUAAUGCAACUGAUUAACUGCACUUUCUAAAAAUGUAUCACAGCGGGUAACAAUAAAAUAUAUUUUUUAA